AUGACGCGACCAAUCUCUUCGAGGACAAAGGCUCUUUUGGAUCGGUUAAUCAGGGUUGACCAUGCUGGUGAGCUCGGAGCAAAGUACAUUUAUGAAGGACAGCUAGCUGUCUUAAAAAACACGAAGUCAGCCCCAAUAAUCCAGGUAACGUCGACGUUAUAGAAUCAAUUAAUGCGUGUGGCAAACUAGAGCUGCUAUUAUUGCUUAGAUCUACAAGUUCUAAUUUCAUGGCCUAUAGGAUAAUCUAUGCCCGUUGUGCCACGACGCAGCGCGUAAUGUCUUGGUAAAUAGCCUCAUCGCCGGCUGUCCAUUUUCGUCUACCGGUAUUAAUUCUUAUCAUCUGAAUUGAAUGCAAGGGUUUCGCAAGACAAAAUUUCGGAUCCCGCCGUCAAUAUUUCUUUGGUCCAGCCCCACAGUAACAAAGGGCGACACUUCGCACAGUGUUCCCUUAGCCCACGAAACGCCUCGGACGAUCCUAUUUAUUGUGGUGAUGGGAAGGAUUUAUUUCGCUAUCGGACCUCCCAAGCGUUGAUAAUGGCGUCUAUUCUCGAUGUUUUGUCCUUUGACAGACCUCUUGGUUGUCUUUUAAGUGUUUUAUUCCACGUUUUACCUCAGGCCUGCCACUGGACCACGUUCUAAGACGCCGAGAAAUUGCGAUUCUGACAAAUAAUUGCCAAGGGCUGCCGGAUUGUGUUUAGUGUGUUAUUCAUUUGGAAGUUUCUAGACGACAUUUCAGUAACGCCGCAAUUUUUCCCCAACAGGGCCACCUCAAAUAACCGUGUUUCGACAUUUUAGCAAAUGCUGGAUGGAGAAAAGCGCCACCUCAAAACCUUCGAAGAGCUCAUCCCGAAGAACCGCGUUCGUCCGACGGCACUUCUGCCACUUUUUCGUAUUGCGGCAUAUGGUCUUGGCGUCGCUACCGGUUUACUUGGUGAGAAGUCUGCGAUGGCGUGUACGGUAGCCGUCGAAUCAGUUGUGGGAGACCACUACAAUAACCAGAUUCGGGAACUCCUCCAGGAAGAUCCAAAGGCGCACACUGAACUCCUGGAGGUAUUGAGAUCCCCGUUUCGUGUCUAAGUUUCUCGUUUCUUCCCAUGGUUAUUAUGUUUCUUCCAUCUUACUCUGCAUUAUCAACCUGAUCUGUAGAUACUCAAGCAGUUUCGCGAUGAAGAGAUGGAACAUCAUGAUACCGGCCUUGCGAAUGACGCAGAAAUGGUGAGGAAAUACUUCGAUAAUUUUUCUUCUUACUAUUACCCACUAGCACAACUCCUUGAUCUAGAUAAUAAUAACUUUUUAUUAAAUACCCGUCGUGGUCCCAUCAGAGUUAUUUGGUUAACUACCUGUUUUAUGCUUGCGGCGGCUACUUCGCCAGCACUCGCGCAUACACAGCCUCUUCUAGUGGUUAAUCCUGCCCCGAUAUCCACAUCGUCAUAGAUGAGAGCUGUCCACAUCUAUACCUUCAGAGGUCAUGGUCAAAGUGACAUGCUAAUCCACAAUGCCGAGGAUUCUGGCGGAGUGCCAUUUGCAACGUUUUUCGAUCUUUCAAGUUACCACGACCACUGUGGCUCCAAUUCUGAGAGGGUUCUGGAGGGCAGAUGUCGCGGAUAAGUCCGUUAUCAGACCACUUAAAACUUGUGCCUGGUACGGCUGCAAUCAUGUCUGAUCUAGCUGGCCUCGAUGAUGUCCUGAACUCUACCUCUCCACGCGUGACGAUCCGUGAUAGCAGCUGUUGACAGUUCAACUAAUUCUCUCUGCCAAGGACAGUGACCGAAUACCGAAGAUUCAAGAACCACCUCCAUGUCUUGACGAACUGUGUCGAGCCAGGUUUUGAGUUGACUCCCUCGUCGACGCCUUAAAUGGGGUAACGGCGCCGGAUCGAGCGCAGUAACACUGACCUCAUGAAGUGGAUGACGAAGUACAUACCAAAACCACCUCAGUCACCUUUCUUUGAUGGUCUGGGUUAUCCUUGCGAUGUCGCUGCGAGCGCAGACUGUAUCAUUUAAGACAAAGUCGCGUAGUUCACCCGAAGGAUGUUCCUCAAGCAGUGGUGGUCAACUACCUCCAGUUUUCGAUCGUUCUCCACGCGCACAGCCCAGCAUUCACAACCAUAGUGAACGACAGACCGGACAGAUGCACGGUACACGCGAAUCUUAGUGGCGAUGGAGAGGUCGCGUCGGAUCCAUAGGCGUUUUCUAAGGCUCGAAAAAAGCCGUCGGGUGGCAUCAAUUCGGGGCAUAAUGCCGUCCUCACUCUGCCCAUUUGGCAGUAACCUCGCCCCGAGGUAUUUGAAGCUCUCUUAUUCUUUAUGUUGACAGCCAUUAAUCCAGAGAGGUGCCUUCUCCUGGUUAGGGAUGCAUCUUGAAAACACUUCAAUCUUCGCAGCGUUUAUGGAUAAACCGACUGAUAUAGCGACCCCGUUCACCCGUGAUACCAUAGACUGCAGAUCGCCAAAACCCAAAGCAAGUAAGCCAAUAUCAUUGGCGUAGUCGAGAUCAGUCACCUGGUGCCCGAGUGCAAAUCCAGCACCGUCGCCUUCGUGUAGGGCCCUCCUGAGAAUCCAGUUAAUAGCGUAGUUGAAAAGAAUGGGCGACAAAAUACAACCCUGUGGAACACCAGACCGAAUACCAGACAGUUGGGAAAGAUUGUUGCGGAUCACGACUCGCGUGGUGGUGGAUCGAUAAUAGGCCUUGGUCAUGACAGUGAUUUUUGGCGGCGUACCAUCUAGUGCCAUUAUCCGCCAUAGGGACUCACGAUGGACGAGAUCGAAUGCAGUGGCGAAGUCAGCAAAGCAGGCAGCCGUCGGUUGCUGGUAGCCAUGGCGAAAUUCGAGAAUGCGCUUUAGUGUGAAUAGCUGGUCCGCGCAUCCACGUCCAGUACGAAAUCCGGUUUGUUUGGGCCUCGUCCUAGAGUCACGAACAGCCUGGAAUCGCCUGAGUAGGACAAUAGCUAUGAUCUUCGCACCAACGUCGAUGAAGCUUAUGCCUCGGUAUAUCUCGCAUCUUGUCUUAUCUCCCUUCUUGAGGAUAGGUGCAAGGAUGCCUAAGCCCCAUUCAUCAGGAGCAACCGCGUUUCUCCUCGCUUGUUCAAUCACCUCAUGGGGCCAGGGCGCCAGAGUGUUGACACGAGACUUGCAGAUUUCGGCGGGUAUACCGUCCUCUCCGGGUGCCUUGUUGUUGCGCAGUUUUCGUGUGGCAUCGGCGACUUCUUCUGAAGGUGGGUAGCAUAUCAUUGCAUAGGUUGGAAAGGGGAGAAACUCUGCUUCAGUGGAGAGCAAAGGCGAGGUGGGUUGGGUAUCGAAGCCGAGAUGGUGCUCGAAGUGCUCAUACCAGCGCUCGACUUUGGCGAGUUGUCAGCAAUGAAGCCGUCAUUCACGUCAACAGAGUCAUUCAGUGUAGAGGGCUCACCACCAACUUGGCGGAUAUGUUGAUAGAGUUUUCAAGGCCUGUUCGAUGGAAGUCGCUAUUUCAGCCGAAUAUUGCUUCCGGUUAUCCCUGGCGGAAUUUGUCGUCAUCUUUCGAAGUUAGCGGAAAGAAUCAUAACUACGAGACCUGGCCCAAGCCAUCUAAGCAGACAACUGCAGGCCUCUUCCGCUGAUUUAGUCACUGUGGUGUCGUUGGGUAUAUCCACGGAUUUUAUCAGCUGCCUCAUAGACUAACGUUUUCAUUUACGACCACUGCCAUCUCCGUCUUCUGGGGUCGUAAAACAGGACCAGAUUUCUAUGCUCGCGGCCCCGACAGUGCUGGUUUGCCGGUUUUUUGCGACAUCGUGGCGUCUAGGAUGUGAUAUUUUCGGCGCGUAUAAGAGGUGAACCUUCAAGCGUAUACGAACAAGUACAUGUCCGGAGCCGUAGGCUUUGCCAAUCUGGGCAUCACGCAUCGAUCUGCUAUCGUAAAUCCGGCUGCGGAACCUUCAGCUGACGAGUAUGUGGUCUAUAUGACUGGUCGUAUGACCGUUGUUUGAAUACCAGGUCAGAAGAUGUUUUUUGCGAUGCUGAAAACGUGUUGCUGACAAGUAGUCGGAUAUGGUCAACAAAGUUCAGCAAUCUCUUGCAAUUUUCACAUCGGGAACCAAGCCCAAAGCGACCAAGAAGAUGAUUGUGCAGUCGUCAGGUCCUAUUAAACCAUUCCGAUCCCCGGCGACAAUCAGCAGAUCGCGGCAAGAUAGUCUUUCAACCGACGCUUGCAACUGCAAGUAAAACGCCUCCUUAUCGCUCUGUUUGGCAGCUGAAGUUGGUGAGUACACAGAGACGAUGGAGAUGUUUGUUAGGUGACCUUUCAGUCGCACGUAGGCCAUCCGGUCAUUGACUGACACCCAAGCUAGUAACGCGAGAUCCGAUUGUUGCGAGAGGGCGAUUACCACACCGUAUCUACCGCGGACCUCUGUGGUACAGGGAAAAGUGUAAUUCGGCUCCAGGGAUCUUCCUUUUUACGAGAGCUUGAGUCAGGAAGUCGAACAUCAAACGGGCAGCAGACAUGCACGUUGUACUGAUUAAGGCUGCGCGCGGUCAGACUGGGUACCGGGGUCCGGUAACGUUCGCACGUCCUAGCAUUUAAUAUCAAGAUUCCGCCCCUGAUUUAAUAGGCCAGCUCGCAUACUAUUCGCCACACCACUGAAUCAGGGCUGCUGAACGCGUCGGUUCCAGUGGACGCCGUAGCAUGAGUCGUAAUACUGUGAUCGGACAUGUUUUAUGGGGUUUCUUGGGAAUUUGCGAUACAGGCGGGUCCUCAACAGUCGCUCGGAUUGUUUGUUCGAGGUUGUCUCCUAUAGCGCUUUGACUUAAAAGCCUAAUCACAAGGCAGCGGUCGCCUUGUCGCAAUGCCGUCGUCGGGCUUUACGGCUUUCUUUUAAGGCUUUCAGCGCACUCCGUACUCUGGUAGGACUGCCACUGUUAGUCCGCGACUACGCAUUCAUCAGACUGGGUCUGCUUAUUUAUCAACUAACCGUCCCACUAUCCGCCACCUGUGGACGCGCCGGGUAGCUAGCAGCUGGGCCAACGGGCAACUCGUCUUCCAGGCGCUCUUUUAUUGCUACAAGCCUGCAAAAUUUCACGUCAUAGAUCUGGUUCCUCAACCGAUUCCACGGUAUCUUCUGGAGAUAACGGUUGCCGAAAUUCUCUAGUUUUUGCAAGUAAGCAGAGCAGAUCCACCACCUCUUGAUUGUGGUCUUAUACGUCCCCGUCCUCUCGUUCUGUGGAUGUCAUAGCUGAGAAGAUAGAACAUGCAGCACUUUUCUUCCUCCAGGCAUCGUAAUGACAGGGAAUUCCUGUGCGGUUUAUCCACCGGCCCGACUUCAGCCGGGGCUUUGUUGUUUCCGAAGCGUAGAACCACGGCUCAGAUAUCGACGGCUUAUGUUGGCGGACUGACUGUGACGAUUGUCUCACCAAGCGCUGUUUGAGACUUCCAGUUAAGCAAUUAAACGAGGUGCCCUUUGUGCCAUGGUUACGACUCAGUCGACCGGAUAACUACAAGAUCUUUGUUCACAUUGGUCGUCUGGUUGGCCUCAGCAUUCUCUCCCACCGGAUGCCAAGGAUGCCCCACUGGCGAGGUCUCAGUAGUGGCGUUCUUGAAUACGGUCAGUUGCCAUCUGUUAACAAUUGCCGAGUGUUUCUGUGCAUCCCAGCCUGAUCUCUCAGACACACCGGUUCUCCACACUACCCCGGGAGGUAGGUGCAUUCGUGCUCUCACGACCUAUAGGCCCUGCCGGUCACUGUGUCUGGCAUUAAGUAAUCAUUGAGAGUGAAGUUGGCCUAUUGUCUUCUGCAAAACUGAAACAUCGACCGCCAUCAUCACCAACAUUGCCAUCUGGCCUUUGCCGGUCCACCCGUUUUGAUGUUCUUCUCCCGUCUUAUUGUUGGUAGGAGGGCUUGAGGAUAGAACCUCAGCGGGGUCACCCUUAACAUUUUUCUACUCAUCGUAGUUUGUAAUAAUGGUCGGGACACAGAAACUGCCCUUGUAUAUAUAAUAGUGCCCUUUAGCUGUGUGGAGACGCGGGUAGGCUCUCAUUCCACAAACGCCUCAUUCAGCUUUUGGUGUACCAUGCAUAUCAUACCAUGUCUCACGCAGAGCACCGUACUAAAACUGGUUAUCGUUGGAUUCUGACUGUUCUCUCUCCUGCGUCUCGAACGGACGUUCCACAGACUGAUAAUGUCUGUUGCCCACGGGGGACGCAUCGUCCGUGAUUGUCCGCCCUCUUUUGACGCUGCUCAGGUCUCAACAGGCAGGGCAGAUGUCUCCUUCCUUACGAGGAAUUUCAGUUAACCUAUAUGGAGUACCACUCAUCGCCAAGCACUAAUCACAUCGGCUCUUAAAGAUGCGCCAGCACGAAUCACUUUCGGCUACUUGGCGGAAUGUGGUGCUGAUGAAAUUCUCCAUCCCGCCUGACUAUUCGGUUGGGUCCUAUUCCCUAGUCGACGCCUUCCUUGAUGACAGCCAGCAGUCCUCAUGUUGUUUCGUCUGGCGUGUAGCCUUUGAAAGUUAAGGUGCCAACCAAGCAUAUCGGCAUCACUAUUGCAGUUGGCAACGGUUUAUUCAUCAGACCUUAGAAUGUAUUGCAGACAGUUGCUGCACAUUUUCAUGUGGUUUAUGAAACCUGUUCUCUGCAUUUCAUCGAAGUUGUUGGCAGUUGAUUAGGCUACUAAGCCAGAAAUGGCCAUUCCAGUCCGCCGCCCUCUUUGUCUCUGUCGGUAAUCCCACCUUGCAUAUAUCGCUGCCCUCUACGUAAUUGCUAGUGAAGUCUACAUAUUGAGCCCUAGGGCGCAACGGCACGAGUAUGACCCGCGACCGGAUUAACCGGCGCCCUGCAAAAAUUGUUAGUACUCCUAUCGCGGCAGAUUAGGGCUUUGUUAGACUCUUGCCACUAUGACCAUGAGGUCCAGUUCUGAACAGGAAGAGGGGAUAGUGGGACGCCAGUCGGCGUGUCUAAACGCACUGCAGUGAGCCGGAAAACAAGAUUGCCGAACUACAAUACCUCCGAUGGGUAUUCAAAGCCAAUGGCUACCCGCGCAACUUCUUCAACCUGUGCAUACGCAAAAGGGACGAAAGGCCUAACCGCACGGACACCAAAUCUUGGCGGGAGCUUCCUUUUGUCAAGAACGAUUCGGAAGCUGUCGGCCGCCUUCUCGCGCCACUUGGGGCUGGAGUUGGACACAGACCGGAGGCAACCAUCAGGCGUCUGGUAAUGAAACCGAAAGACCCGCUGCCACGGCUAGAAACGUCUGGAGUCGUUUAUCGGAUCUGGUGCAGUUGUGGACAAAACAACUACGUCGGGAAAACGGGAAGACAGCUCCGAACGAGAAUGACUGAACACGCUGCAGCGGUGCGGAGAAAUGACGCCAGCUCUCAAGUUGCGGCUCAUUCGACGAGGCCGAAAUUCUCGGAAGAGGUGGCAACCGCGUGAGCCGGGCGCUGCUUGAGUCAUGGUUUACUGGUCUCAGUCCAUAACAAGUGUAAUGACUUUCGCCUUCCAUACUCGGUGCUGAGACUUUGCCUAGGGGGAGUAAUUAGCCACGCGGGAGCGCACAAGUAAGCACUUUUCCCAACGCCAGGAUAGGUGAGUCAGAUGGUCGAGCAAUCAUCACGCCAACAUCCAACGCACGUGAUGAAAUUGCAGCAAUUAACGACGCGAAUGUCGGCCAUCAAACAAUUACCACACGGAGUGUGACGAUCCCGGAUGAUGGGGGAAGCCGUGAUUGUUCAUAGGUAUGCGGUAGCAUAGCGACUGCAUCCUAUAAAUACUGCGGUCCCAUGUGCAUGAAUCACCCGCAUCUGCCGUUGUCUCUGAUGAUGCGUUCGAGCAGGAAUCCGAAACGUUAGGCUAAUAAAGCUCUUCUCCCAACGAUCGUGUCUCGUUCUUCAAGUUGGGAGGGUGUUGUGUUCUGUACAGAACAAUUAGAAAAGAGGUUGGUAGGGGUUGCCAGUCGGAUGAGGGCACGUCCGACGACGCGAGAGCGGCGUCCGCGAGUGUGAGAUAGUGGGCCAAUCGUCCAGCGCCUUCAGAGAGCUCAUGUCUGAGCCAGCUUAGAAGAUGAUUGGACAGUCGGCAUUUGCCGAAAACCAGAGCGCAAUUGCUGCGCACUUACAAGUAGUCGUGAGAGGCUCGGCGUUACAACAUGGUCCCGGGGAUGGGCUACUACACUCUCGACCGCCACCGAAUAAGACAGAGGCUCAGUGGUAGAGCGUUGGACUACUUAACGCAUGACCAAAGAACCUGGGUUCGAGUCCUGUUUUGCGCCAACCUAGCUGACGACGUCUAAUAGGCGAAAAUGGCCAUUCCUGUUUCCAUUAACAUUGUCUGUACUUCCUCUCCUGCAUAAUUAAGGAAUUUUGCGUGAGGUGGUUCUUAAUUUUAUUAUGUAUCUCACUGGCUAGGCGGGAGAGGAGGGGUAAUCCUCGGAUCCUCCUUCCGUUUGUAUCUCCUAAUUGCUGACAUCAUUUCCUCCAUUUGAUUUCCUGAUCGAGAGUGAACUGUGAACUGCAUGCCGACCAGUCCUCAUAGCCUCCUCUACUGGCAUGUGUUGUGCACCACAAGUUGGAAGCUCAGAAUUCACUUCGAAGUCUUUUCAAUCUUGUUGCUAAGGUGGAUGAAAGAGAAGGGAGGCAGGUUCCAUAAGCAGCCUCUUUAUUCCGCCCAGGCUGGAUAACGUGAUGUCCAGCGCGCCAAAGCCCUAACGGUUUUGGAACACCCUGGUCUGUAAUGUGCUACUCUUGGAUUGGCUGUUUCUUGCGCGAGAACUCCUCGUGGAAAAAUCGCGAAUCUUUUGCCGGUCACGGAUUGGGCCGCACGCCUGAACAAAGGCCUCUCGCCUACUCGGUGACCCAGUACGCGCUGAUUGGCUAGUUGAUUUCACGCGUGCAUUUCGCAAGCGGCUUGAUCUUCUGUGUUGUGCGCUGUCGCGUUUUUAUUCCGCUUUAGCUUAUGACUGCAUUCCGUCUUCCGAGACAUCCGUAUUGUCCUGUGGCCACCUGCGCUUUAAACGAACAAACCGCGACUUGACUGGCACUGAGUACAUUGUGACGUAGAAGUCUCGUAACUUCUGUCCACGACUUUAGUGAUUAUUACUGGAACUUGUGGAAAUAUCUAUAACCUGUGCCCGGGUUAAGCAUCCCAAAGUCUGGCCCUCUAUUAUCUCUCUCGUAAAACUUAAAAUAUCUUACGUCCAUCUUCUAUUCAACAAAACCACCACAGCUGUCAUUCACGAUAACCCCUGUCCAUUCCUCAAUUGCAGGCUCCUUUUUACCGGUACCUCACAAAUGUAAUAAAACUCGGUUCGAAGAUCAGCAUCGGAAUUGCCGAAAGGAUCUAA
Molecule: messenger RNA, 9301 nt
Organism: Spirometra erinaceieuropaei
Lineage: Eukaryota; Metazoa; Platyhelminthes; Cestoda; Diphyllobothriidea; Diphyllobothriidae
Source: the annotation of a GenBank genome assembly